AUGUCCGACGAUGUCAUCUGGCAGGUCUUAAAUGACCAGUUCUGCUCAUUCAAACUUACAACUGAAAAAAAACAAAACUUUUGUCGUAACGAAUACAACGUCUCCGGUUUAUGCUCACGAGAAAGCUGUCCACUGGCAAAUGCAAGAUAUGCAACAGUACGUAACGUCAAGGGUCGACUAUAUCUUUACAUGAAAACUGCUGAACGUGCUCAUUUGCCACGUAAAUGGUGGGAACGUGUACGGUUGUCAACAAGAUACUCUUCUGCACUUGCACAAGUUGACGAGCACCUAAGGUUUUGGCCUGAAUUUUUGGUCCAUAAAUGCAAGCAAAGAUUGACACGACUUACGCAAGUAGCUUUGGCAGAACGACGGUUAGCUUUAGCUAGAAGAAAUGGUGAAGAAGAAACAAGACUUGUGCCUGUGGCACCUAAGGUUGUACGCAGAGAACGUGGAAGAGAACGGAAAGCUUUGGCAGCAGCAAAAAUUGAAAAGGCAAUUGAAAAGGAGUUGCUUGAAAGAUUGAAAAGUGGAGCUUAUGGCCAACAACCUUUAAAUGUGGAUGAAAAGAUUUGGGCUAAAGUUCUAGGGAAUAUUAAGAAGGAAGAGCAAGUUGAAGAUGAAGAAGAAUAUGAGGAUGAAGAAGAAGAGGAAGAAGAAGAAGAAGAAGGUGCUGAGGUUGAGUUUGUUGAAGAUGAUGAUGAAGAUGAUGAAGAAGAAAUGGUUGAUAUGGAAGAUCUUGAGAAAUGGUUAGGCAAUGAAUCCGAAUCUGAAGAAGUUUCUGAUAGUGAAUCUGAAUCUGAAUCCGAAGAUGAAUCUGAUGAUGAUGAUGAUGAUGAUGAAGAAACAAAACCUCCUGCAAAGAAACGCAAAACUGUUCCAGAACCUAAUAAGAAACCUUUGGCAAAGAAACAAUCCAAACAACAACAAUCAGCCAAAAAGAAACCUACCUCAGGAUCUGCGCGUCGCUCAAAGAGUAAACAUAUUGAACUCGAGUAUGAAGAAGAACGUGAAUCUUCGCGGCCUCUUGUGUCUAAUUAA
Molecule: messenger RNA, 1038 nt
Organism: Magnusiomyces paraingens
Lineage: Eukaryota; Fungi; Ascomycota; Dipodascomycetes; Dipodascales; Dipodascaceae
Exons: 1
Coding region: 1-1038 (345 amino acids)
Biological process (GO): maturation of LSU-rRNA; maturation of 5.8S rRNA
Cellular component (GO): nucleolus; preribosome, large subunit precursor
Source: RefSeq, a predicted model, not a curated record